Closterium sp. NIES-65 is the source of this 2742-nucleotide messenger RNA. The record is from the annotation of a GenBank genome assembly. NCBI's taxonomy places the organism in Eukaryota, Viridiplantae, Streptophyta, Zygnematophyceae, Desmidiales, Closteriaceae.
AUGGAUCGACGCUACAGACGCGGGGGGUUCACAGAGAACGGGCUUUCGUAUUUCUUUGAGAAAUGCACACGGCUGGAGAGACUUCGUCUUGAUUGUCAGUCGAAUCUGACCGCCAUUCCCUCUUCCAUCGGCGGCCUUGCGUCACUCAAGAGCCUGCACAUCACCGACAGGGAAAUUGCUCUCCUUCCAGACGCGUUCACCUCGUUGCAUUCACUCACGCAUCUCAUAAUCCAAAUGUACGACCUGGAUGAACUGCCCCAGGACUUCGGUAACCUGAGGCUGCUCAAGUCGCUGCAGCUGAACAACUGCAUGCGGCUCAGCUCCAUUCCCGAUUCUUUCGGGCAGCUAACCAACUUGACACUUCUUUCCAUCAGCGGUUCCAGGGCAAGGCUUCAGCUGCCCGGAUCUAUCUCGAAUCUCUCGUCCCUGCUGACGCUCGAAAUUUCCAACUGCCCAGACCUUGCACCGCUGCCCGAGAGUUUUGGAAACAUGCCGGCGCUUGAAAAACUACGUUUGGAGGAGGUUGGGGGGUUUACCGACCUGCCCUCCUGUCUCGGGCAGCUGCAGCGGCUGCGGCUCCUUUCAGUAACCUACUGCGGCGAUUCAGCAUCCUUCCCCACCUCCCUUUCCCAUCCGUCUUCCCUGACGGACCACAAUCUCGCCGGCCUACCACUCCGUCAUCUGCCGGGCGACGUCGGUUUUCUGCCACACCUACAUACGCUCAAGCUAGGCGUCGAAAAUCUCGCGCAUCUGCCUCCCUCCAUAACCCUUGCCACUUCACUCAAGAAACUCACACUGGAAAACUCCAGAGCUCUUCAAUCUCUGCCCGAGGAUUUCGGGCAGCUAACUGUCCUGGAGACACUGCGCUUAGUUAAGCUUCCUCAGCUCAGCAGCCUGCCCGCGUCGCUUGGCAACCUGAAGAACCUCAAUGAGCUGAUUAUAGCCGCAUGCAGCCUGCUGACGCAGCUUCCGGACUCCCUGAGUCAGCUAUCUUCCCUCGAGCUGCUGCAAAUCAAUGACUGCUGCAAGCUGAGAUCGCUACCGCACGGCAUGGGGGAUGGCCUGCAUAGCCUGCGCAGACUGUAUCUACUCGACUGCACGGCUCUCGCCCACCUCCCUCCAUCCUUCUUCAGCCUCGCCCUUGUGGUCGCCAGGUCCUCGCGAAUCAAGGCGCUGCCAGAGGAGAUCGGACGGCUGGGAGACCUUGAAAGGCUCAAGCUCUUACAACUACCUAACCUGAAGUCGCUCCCUCGUUCGCUGUAUCAGCUGCAGCGGUUGAAAUCUCUGCAAGUGAGUUCCUGCAGCGCGCUGGAGUCGCUGUUUGGGGAUGAAGACCAGGGGGGUGCACGCACGGGGGGUGCACGCACGGGAGCCGCUGGGCAAGAGUGUGCGGGAAGAAUCGCCCGUCUGGAGCUAGUCGGUCGCACGGGUAGCAGCAGUGCCGCUGGCAGCUGUGGGGGGUCUGAGGAGAGUGGUAUGAGUGUGUUGCUGCCAUCCCUGGAGGUCCUUGAACUCGCAGAGCUUCCAGUGCAGCAGCUCGGUCCAUGGCUGGGAUGCCUCCCGUCGCUAACAAGCCUGCAAAUCCGCGACAUGGAUCGCCUCCAAUUGCUCCCAGACUCCAUCUCUCGCCUCUCUCGCUUGCAGUCAUUGACGGUCACCCAUGCCAAAAGCCUGCUAGCUCUGCCAGAGACAUUAGGGAAGCUCUCAGCACUCACAUCCCUCCAUUUGAACGGUCUUAUGGGCUUAACUGAGCUGCCCAAAUCAAUCGGGCAGCUGAAGAAGCUUCAGUCUUUUCAGAUCCGAAACAGCCGAGGACUAACCAGGCUUCCCGAGUCCUUCCCUGACCUCUGCGGACUGCAGCGGUGUGGUUUGUGCACUAUCGGAAUCUCGAGCAUUCCUCAUGACUUCUGGAAGCUCUCUUCUCUCGUGAGCCUCUCUUUGCUGUUCCUGCCCAAUGUCCGCAGCCUGCCCAAUAAGUUUUCGCAGCUGCCCGGAUUUGAGGACUUGUACCUGUACGGAUGCAAUCGGCUGGCCCGGUUACCCAGGGGGCUGCAGCAGAUGGGGAAGCUGCAGACGUGCUAUGUGAGUGACUGCCCGGUGGUGGGGAAUGAACGGAGGAUGGUUUACAACCUGGACGAGGGAGAGCGUGCUGUGGGUGCCUCAGAGGGACGGGAUGAUUCGGAGCCAGAAGAUGGGAAGGACGAGGAUGAGGAAGGGGAUGGGGAGGAAGAGGAUGGGGAGGAAGAGGAUGGGGAGGAAGAGGAUGGGGAGGAAGAGAAUGGGAAGGAAGAUGGGGAGAAAGUGGAUGGGGUGGAAGAGGAUGGGAGAAAGAGGAUGGGGAGGAAGAGGAUGGGGAGGAAGAGGAUGGGGAGGGAAGAGAAUGGGAAGGAAGAGGAUGGGGAGGAAGGGGAUGGUAGAAAGAGGAUGGGGAGAAAGAGGAUAGGGAGGAAGAGGAUGGGGAGGAAGAAGAUGGGGAGGAAGAGGAUGGAGAGGGAAGAGGAUGGGGAGGAAGAGGAUGGGAGGAAGAGGAUGGGGAGGAAGAGGAUGGGGAGGAAGGGGACGGGGAGGAGGAGGAGGAUGGGGAGAAAGAGGACGUGGGAGAAAGGGGAUGAGGAAAAAGGGUAUGGGGAGGAGGAGGAUAGGGAGGAAGAGGAUGAAGAGGAAGUGGGGACAGAGGAGGAGGAUGAGUGGAGUGAAGGGGAGGGAAGAGAGGAUAGCGAAGGGGAGGGGAGUGAAUGGUAG